AUGGCGAAACCUAUUGACCAGUGUGCUGAACCCGGUUCAGUGCACAGUUCGUCGUCUACUCUAUGCGACAAUCCCCGACCCGUUUCAUGUCCAACGACCUUUCCGAAAGCUCCUCAGCCUUGUGCUCACCGUCGAUGGUGCAACACCCUUUCAUGCGCUUCCCAAAAGUUCAGCGCCAGUCUUCCAACAUUCACAUCACAUCUCAGCUCUCUGCACACUUAUCAAAAGCGCGCGCACCGUCUUGCGCGUAAUUGUACUCUGACCUGGCUUCAUCCCAACCCAGCUUCUUCAAACACUAAACGCAUACUACAAGUCCGGCUCACCACGUUGCUUACUGACAUAGACACCGACACUAAGCUGCACGAUAUUUACUCUGCGGCACUGAUGUUGUACACCUUUCCAGUCCAAGCUGUUGUCAACGACCUCAAGAUCUCGAAGGUACGGUGUCAGUGCUUUGAUUGCACCACAAAGGAUGAGAAGUGGACAGCAGAAAUGAAUACUGCGAUCGAAAAGGAGGCGUACGAGCUAUUGGGGAAGAUCGAGGAUACGAACGUUGCGUUCAAAGAGUUGGAUACAGGGGUAUUGAAGCAGUGGAGGACAGGUGGGACCGAAAGGUUGCAAAAGAUGGUCGACGCGCUGCCUGAGACUGAGGACCUGAAAGAAAUGACUGUAGUGAAGAAGUAUUUUCCGAGGCAAGUCAGGAAGAUGCAAGAGGCAGGUGACGGUGCCAGCGUUGGGCUCAUGCGCAAGACUGUGUCUGAAGAAGGGAAUGGCGAUAGCGGUUGCGAGAUAGAUCUAUAG
Ascochyta rabiei is the source of this 801-nucleotide messenger RNA. RefSeq lists its product as uncharacterized. The record is from RefSeq and is a predicted model, not a curated record. The transcript has a single exon. Bases 1 to 801 code for a protein of 266 amino acids. NCBI's taxonomy places the organism in Eukaryota, Fungi, Ascomycota, Dothideomycetes, Pleosporales, Didymellaceae.